CGCAGCGGGGCCGGGCCGGGCCGGGCCGGGCAGAGCAGCACGGUGCCGCCGGGAGGGGCCGGGCCCGCCCCCAGCUCGGGUACCACGAGCGGGGCCGAGCAUCUUCUCCUGCAUCUUCUCCUGCAUCUUCUCCUGCAUCUUCUCCUGCAUCCCUGCGCAGUGACGCGCCGGGCCCUGUCCAUCACCGCCCAGGGGCCUGGGCACCGCUGACCGCUGAGCUCCGACCUCCCCACGCCUCCGGGAUCCUUUCUCCAGGGCAUUCAGCUCAUCCACACCCGCUCAGCCCCACCUGGCCGGCUGCAGAGCUGCGCUCACACCUAUGGAGGUGCUUCAUGGACUGUCAACACCCAGCACGUGUGGGCCCUUCCCAGCAUGAACCGCCAGCAGCAGCACCGCUGGAGAAGCUCUCGGAAGUCCUGGCGUGGUUUUUAAGCGAGGCCAAGCUGCCUGCUGUGAUUUUAGGGCUCUGUUUCAUCUCCUGAGCGGUGCCAGCAGCUCGUGGAUCCCCAGAGCCGCCCCCUGGGAUGUUCUCCCUUGAGCUCCAAGCAGCAGCCACCGACCUGGACAGCCCCAGCGGGGAUUCCUUGGGAGCUGCUGGGAAGGAGCUCCUGUUCGUGGAGCUCUCCUCGGGCAGAUGAGUGACCCGGUGAUGAACGGGAGGGUGCCCCUGCCUGAGAAGGCUCUGUCCGAGGGCUACGCCCGCCUGAGGUACAGGGACACCUCUCUGCUCAUCUGGCAGCAGCAGCAGCAGAAACUGGAGUCAGCCCCACCCAACACGUACCUGAGCCGCAGCAGGAGCAUGUGGUACUCGCAGUACGGCAACGAGGCCAUCCUGGUGCGGGACAAAAACAAGCUGGAUGUCUCCAGGGACACGGGGCAGUCCAAGUUUUGUUCUAUUAUGUAAUUCCCCACGGGAAUCCACACGUGGAGAGGAAGCAGAGCUGGGGGAGGCGGGUGUGCACCACCCUCUCACAGCCCUGCACAGGAAGCAGCGUUUCCAGCAGAGGCAGGGAAGGCUGAACUGGGAUUGUGUCUCUGAUUUUGCUGUUUUUAGACUCCCAUUCUGCAUGUUGCUGAGCGUGUACAGCAAACCCAGUCCUGCUGGGGAGCUCUCAAGCCUGUUGCUGCCCAGCAUCUUGGCAGGGGCUGGGCUGGACCAUGUGUUGCUUCUAAGUGGCUCGUGUGCCCUGAGGAACACCCGCUGGCACUUGGGCACUGUCCCCAGCCACCCUUACUGGCCAGUCCUGGGGCAUUUCCAGAGCUCUGGGAAUGCUGGUGGGACAGAGGUGAGCACAGAUCUGUUCCCAUCAAGGCUGUGGUUUUAAGAAGUUGAUCUCCAAAACCAUCUGGCCAUUACUUGUUCUGUUUGCCCUGUGUUCCUUUUAUUGCUGCCCUGAGUUGGGAAUGGAGUGGGGUUUUUGUGGGAACAAGGAGAGGAUGUGUUGAGACUUUAAUCUGAGCCUGGUAGGAAAGGUGUGCUGGAGUUUCAUGCAAAGGAAAGGCACUGUCUGAUCUCCCAGUGUGGGAUCAUGGAAAUGUCAGGAGUUCUGGAGUCAGGGGAGCUGGCUCCUUUCACACAGAUCCCAAAUGAAUCACCUGAAAGGGAGGGACAGGCCCAGCAAAGCAACAGCAAGAAACCCCUGUAAAUACCCACAUGUCCUAAGGGACAUGAGGAAACUCCUGCACAGCACAGCCCCACUCCUGAAUGGGCUGCAGAAGGAAAGAGGCCACUGGAGUUUGCUUUGCAUUCAAGUUUUAACGCAUGCAGUAGCUUGGAAGGGUUUAACUUCUAGUUCAGGUUGGAUUGUAGGUUUGGUGCAUGCAUUUUAAAAGUUGUGUCUGGGAUUGUUUCGAUUAGCUAGAGGAAUUUAGGAGGGAGAAGCACUGCCCUGCUUGGGCACAGAGGCUGCUGCUUUCAGGUUUAAGUUUCUGCUGAAUCCUGACUUGCUCAAGGCAUGAUCAUGCUGAGAAACUCAGCUCAGCAGGCACCUGAAUCUUUGUUAAAAACAAAACUAGCACUUCCAGGGGUGUGAGUUAUUGUGCCCAGGGUUCAGCAUGGAAGUUCUUCUUCAGGGUUCUGCCCUUUCUGUCCUGCCUAGGCCAUGUGUCCAACCCAGCAGUGCCUGGGCACAGGCUUAGCUCCAGGCAAAUCAGUAUUUGAUGUCAGCUUCAGGAUGGAUUAUUUACCUGCCUAUUAUUAGGCACAGUCAUUACUUCUGUUCUAUUUAUCUAAAACCUACUUUGCAUUUUUUCAAGCACUUUAUUUAUUUAAUUUUUUUAAAAAUACAGCAAAGAAUCUCUUCCACCUCUCCCAUGUGGGUGACAAGAAACACACAGACACUCAACCUUGCUGAACUCAAUGCACUGAGCAGAACACACCUGUUCUAGAGUGAAAUCAUAGAGGUUUGGUGUAUCAGCCCUGCUCCAUAGCACUGCAAACAAUAGGCAGCUCGUUGUUUUUUAAAAGCACUAUUUCUGCAUGUGUUGGUGUUUGAUACCUUGUGUGUGUGUGCUCAUAGAUUUAAACCUGCUGCACCUCGCUGCUUUGCAGACCCGUGCAUUGCUCUGCACACAAACAACCCUCUUGGUUCUGUCAGGAUUUGCUCUGGAGGAGAAACCAUUCAGUGAAUAAAUGUUUUUUAAGUGGGUGCAAGCGUUCAGUGAGAUUCACAAACCCAGCGAGGCUCGGCCAGGGAGCAGUGCCAGGGAUGUGUGACCCAGCUCCAGCCUGAGGGAACAGGAGAUGAUUGACCCAGCCAGGCAGGAGCUCCCCUGGGAACUGCAGGUGGACUCACCUGGAGAAGCAGGAGAGGUGGGCUCCAGGCCAGCCCUGGGGAGCACGUGAACUCUGGGAGUUUAAGGAACAGCACAUCCCCCCAAACCAGCUGUUCGUUUCCUUUUCUUAUAGAAAAAGAAAUCCAACACUUAUUUUCUUUUUAAUUUCAGUAAGGAAGAUGCUUAUUUUGGGUAUAAUCAGUCUCUUUUUGUUAACGUGGCUGGUAAACCAAAAUUCAGUUAUUUUGCAGAGUGUUAAUUGGACUAUACAAGACUAAACCCGUAAGAAUGUGCAUAAAUUCUUCCAGGAUGGAGGCUGGAUGUGACAGUGCAGGAAGAAGAGGAUGAGUUGUCCUUCCAUCUCUGUGAAUGUGACUGUAAUUUUCCAUUUCUGUGUGUCACUGGUCACAGCAGGGUUGUGGAGUGGCUGCUGUGGCUGUUUCUGUGAGCCAGCUGUGUGGUGGUGAUGCACUCGUUUCAAACACUGUUGUAGCCUCUUUGAUAAAGUGCAUUAAAAUGAUUUGAAUGCA
Catharus ustulatus (Swainson's thrush) is the source of this 3305-nucleotide messenger RNA. It is a transcript of the gene BRD3OS, whose product is annotated as BRD3 opposite strand. The coding region runs from base 635 to 904 and encodes 89 amino acids. The record is from RefSeq and is a predicted model, not a curated record. NCBI's taxonomy places the organism in Eukaryota, Metazoa, Chordata, Aves, Passeriformes, Turdidae. The transcript is spliced from 2 exons.